Messenger RNA from Zea mays, 2092 nucleotides. Its product is annotated as Phosphatidylinositol 4-phosphate 5-kinase 2. The transcript has 8 exons. The coding region runs from base 154 to 1782 and encodes 542 amino acids. The record is from RefSeq and is marked validated. Gene Ontology annotation, biological process: phosphatidylinositol phosphate biosynthetic process. Lineage: Eukaryota; Viridiplantae; Streptophyta; Magnoliopsida; Poales; Poaceae. Gene Ontology annotation, cellular component: plasma membrane. Gene Ontology annotation, molecular function: 1-phosphatidylinositol-4-phosphate 5-kinase activity.
GCGGCCAUUUUCUCUCGUCUCGUCUUCUCGUCCCCUAAAAUGAGAAACCUAGUACUGCUGCUAUAGAAGUCAAGUCACUCGACUCGCCCGCGUGCCCAACCAAUCACACGGCCGCGCUCGAGACGAGAGGCGCCCACGGAAACGGAGCCUCCUAUGCCACCGGGCGCCGCGGCUGUCGCCGCCACCUCGCAACAGGCCGACUGCUGCGGACACGGGCCCGGGCCCGGGCCCAGCUGGCGCGGUGGCGGCGGCUGCGAUGUCCCCGGCGGCGCGUCCUGCAGCUACCUGCCGCUGCGCAAGCGGCUGUCCGUUGACGGCAAGUUCCCGGCGCCGCGGAUAUGCAUCUGGGAGUGCGACGGCGAGGCCGGGGACAUCACCUGCGAUAUCGUCGCCGCUCCGAUCCGCCGCAGCUGCAGCGCGAGGGCAAUGCCGCCGCCGCCGGCGGCCUCGCUCUUCCGCCGGAUGAUGACCCCGCCGCCCUCGCGGCCCAGGCCGCCGCAGAGGGAGGUGGAGGAUGCUGUGGCGGCUAGGAGGCCCGGGGAGACCAUCUCCAAGGGCCACCGGAGCUACGGUCUCAUGCUUAACCUGCAGCUUGGCGUAAGCUAUUCGGUGGGGAAGUCAUCGGCGCUGCCGUUCAGGAAGCUCUCGUCAUCAGACUUCGACCCGCGGGAGAAGGUGUGGACGCGGUUCCCGCCAGAGGGGUCCAAGCUCACGCCGCCGCAUCACUCCGUGGAUUUCCGGUGGAAGGACUACUGCCCCGCAGUAUUCAGGCACCUGAGGAAGCUGUUCGGGGUGGAUCCUGCGGACUACAUGCUCGCCAUCUGCGGGAGCGACACGCUUCGCGAGCUGGCGUCACCAGGCAAGAGUGGGAGCUGCUUCUUCGUUACACAGGACGAUAGAUUCAUGAUUAAAACCGUGAAGAAGGCAGAAAUGAAGGUCCUAAUUAGGAUGCUGAGGAGUUACUAUGAACAUGUUUGUCGGUACAAGUCCACUUUGUUGACAAGGUUCUAUGGCACACAUUGCAUCAAGCAAGCUGGAUGUCCCAAGGUCCGGUUCAUUAUAAUGGGCAAUUUUUGCUGCUCGGAGUAUAAGAUCCAUAGACGUUUUGAUUUGAAAGGCUCAUCACAUGGUCGUACUAUUGAUAAGGCGGAAGAGAAGAUCGAUGAAGCAACUACUCUAAAGGACCUGGACCUUGAUUAUGCAUUCCACCUACAGAGAUUUUGGUAUGACGAGCUGAUGAGGCAAAUUCAGAUGGACUGCACAUUCUUAGAGACACAAGGAAUUAUGGACUACAGCUUGUUGCUAGGAGUUCACUUUCGUGAUGAUUUCUCAAUGUCUAAAAUAGGUGUAUCUCAGUUUAUUGGUUUGCCAAAAUCCACAGGCAAAAGAAAAUCAUUUGAAGGUGGAGGCGAUGUUUGUGAGCUUUGCUUUACGGAAUCUGGAUGCAAGGACAGAGAUUUCAUUGUUGACUCUCGGAAACCACUGGUCCAGUUAGGCAAGAACAUGCCUGCCCAGGCAGAGCGGAGGUCGAAGAGAGUCCUGGAUAAGUUUCUCCUAAACGAAAGACACUUGUUUAUAACCACAUCAAGUGGCGGAUUCCAGGAUGUCUAUCUCUUCUUUGGAAUAAUUGACAUUCUACAAGACUACGACAUAACCAAGAAGCUCGAGCAUGCAUACAAGUCCUUUCAGGUCAACCCUGGUUGCAUUUCUGCCGUAGACCCAAAGUUGUACUCGAGAAGAUUCCAAGAGUUCAGUCGCAGAGUGUUCAUCAGAGAACAUUAAAGAACAAUUUGUCCAGCGGGUGACUGCUCCACUGGCAUUUUACAUCAUGGGAUCCAUUGGUGAAGUCCUGGGGUAUGAUGGUUUCACCGAUCCCGAGCGUGCCCUGGAACAGUGGAAAGGAUGGUCGGUUUACCCGACGCAUAGUUUUCUGAAUAAUUGGCGUCGAGGGAGGAGGAGCACUGCCGACACGCAUGCUAAUGCUGAAAGGAUGCGAGCUAAAACUGUAGAGCUUUGCCUUUUCAAGGACUUGUAAAAUGUAAGUGCCGGCUCCAUGAUUGCGGAGCACAUACCCAAACCUUGCUGUUUGUUU